AUGAUAGUGUGUGUUUAUGUUGGUGAUGGUAAGAGUGAUGAUGGUGAUUAUGGUUAUUAUGAUGGUGGUUAUGGUUAUUAUGAUGGUGGUUAUGGUUAUUAUGAUGGUGGUUAUGGUUAGGAUGAUGGUGGUUAUGAUGAUGGUGGUUAUGAUUAUUAUGAUGGUAGUUAUGAUUACGAUGAUAGUGGUUAUGGUUAUGACGAUGGUAGUUAAGGUUAUGAUGAUGGCGGUUGUGAUUGUGGUGGUUAUGAUGGUGGUGGUUACGAUGGUGGUGGUUACGAUGGUGCUGGUUAUGAUGGUGGUGGUUAUAAUGGUUAUGGUGAUGGUUAUGGUUAUGGUUAUGGUUAUGGUUAUGGUUAUGGUUAUGGUUAUGGUUAUGGUUAUGGUUAUGGUUAUGGUUAUAAUGAUGGUGGUUAUGAUGAUGGUGGUUAUGAUUAUUAUGAUGGUAGUUAUGAUUACGAUGAUGGUGGUUAUGGUUAUGACAAUGGUAGUUAAGGUUAUGAUGAUGGCGGUUGUGAUGGUGGUGGUUAUGAUGGUGAUGGUUAUAAUGGUUAUGGUUAUGGUUAUGGUUAUGAUGAUGGUGGUUAUGAUGAUGGUGGUUAUGAUGAUGGUGGUUAUGGUUAUGGUUGUGGUUAUGAUGAUGGUGGUUAUGAUGAUGGUGGUUAUGGUUAUGGUGGUGGUUAUGAUGAUGGUGGUUAUGACCAAAGUCACAAAUUAUUGUUCCUAUAUGCAAAUACAUAA
Molecule: messenger RNA, 741 nt
Organism: Paramuricea clavata
Lineage: Eukaryota; Metazoa; Cnidaria; Anthozoa; Malacalcyonacea; Plexauridae
Source: the annotation of a GenBank genome assembly